Messenger RNA from Symbiodinium pilosum, 867 nucleotides. The record is from the annotation of a GenBank genome assembly. Lineage: Eukaryota; Dinophyceae; Suessiales; Symbiodiniaceae.
AUGGCAGCAGAAGCCGUCGAGAAGAUGCUGCCGGUCAAGGAGGCGCCGAUCUCUGGCUGGUGGGGAGUUUGUCGGCUUGUCGCGUGCGCGACCAACAUCAGCAUGAUUAUUGGGAUGUACUCCGAGUAUCUCUGGGCGGCCGAUUGGCCGGAGUUGCCCCAGCAGUGUGAGUACCGGAGCUCCUUGCCUUGGCUUGACCUGGCCGACUGCUUCCAUCGUUACACCUUCUCGCAUGCCAUGCUUCGUGGCCAGAACCUGACCAUUUUCGCCUUUAUUGGUGCCCUGGUGGCGGCCUGCCUAACUAUGGUGGAGCACCACCGUGUGAGGCGGCUCACGCAACUGUUAGAGGCUCGGCUGCGCGGUGACCGCACCCCAGCAGAGAGCCAGGUGGCUGCAGUGCAGCGCUCAAUGCAGUGUCUGUCCAUCUACUCCCGGCUCAUGGACGUGGCCUUCCCUGGAGUGCUGCUUCUGGUGCCUUUCAACCUGGAACGUCCUCUGAUGCACUACGGCUGCACGGCUCUGGUGGUCGCAUCAAUGGUUUCUGGGGUGCUCUGCUACGCGAACAUGCCGCUCUCUGCUGCCGCAGGGGAUGAGGACGAUGAGCUGGGACAGUGGGCUCAGCGGCACGCACGACUCCGUUUCAAGGCGUGGUGCAUCAUUGCGCUGCACUUUGUUUUGCCGACGACGGCUGCCGUGCAUCACUUUGCCUGGUUGGAUGUGACAGGGCGCCUCUUCGGCCUUUGCGAAGUGUCAGCUAUCCUUUCCUAUCAGCUCUUCCUGGCCUGGUUUGCCACUGAUGACUUUGCCACAACCCGAAGACGGGGGGGCCUGAAGGAGGCUGCUUCCUGUGCGUCGCUCGUCGGAUGA